Nematocida major is the source of this 896-nucleotide messenger RNA. RefSeq names its product transcription factor IIIB 90 kDa subunit. Gene Ontology annotation, biological process: transcription preinitiation complex assembly; transcription by RNA polymerase III; DNA-templated transcription initiation. NCBI's taxonomy places the organism in Eukaryota, Fungi, Microsporidia. The annotation marks the transcript as partial. The transcript has a single exon. Gene Ontology annotation, molecular function: RNA polymerase III general transcription initiation factor activity; RNA polymerase III type 3 promoter sequence-specific DNA binding; TBP-class protein binding. The record is from RefSeq and is a predicted model, not a curated record. Gene Ontology annotation, cellular component: transcription preinitiation complex; nucleus; transcription factor TFIIIB complex.
AUGAAGUGUGGAAUCUGCAGCAGCUCAAAAAUAGAGACGGACACAGCCCGCGAUAUAAGCUACUGCACCUCCUGUGGGCUCGUCAUUGAAGAGAGUACGAUCGUUUCAGACGUACAAUUCGCCCAAGACACAAAAGGAUCUUCUGUCCUGCAGGGGCAAUACAUCAGCACAGGAGACAGUAAGAAACUAGUCGCUGGGAAGUUUAUAACAACAAAUCAUACAGCAACGAUAAAAGCAAUGGCUAAGUCCAUAGGAGAGUCCCUGGGAAUAGGAGAGACGCAAAUUAACUCCGCCAUGCGCUGGUACAAUCUCUCCCUGCAGUUUAACUUUACGCGGGGGAGAAAGACGCAAGUCCUCCUGGCAGCCUGCUUAUACAUAACCUGCAGGGAGGAAGAGACUCCGCAUAUGCUCGUGGACUUUGCAUACGUCCUGCGAAUUAACGUCUUCAAAAUCGGAAGUGUUUUCCUGAAGCUGACUCGCCUCCUGAAUGUUUCUGUUCCCCUCGUGGACCCUUCUCUUUUUGUCCCGAGAUUCUGCAGUAAAUUGCAGCUCUCCGGACAGGGAAUUCCAAAGACAGCUCUCCGCCUGAUCUCCCGAAUGGACAGGGACUGGAUCGUCAUAGGAAGAAAGCCCGCGGGAAUAUGCGGAGCUGCAAUCCUCAUCGCAAGUCGCAUCCACGGGAGCGAGAGAACAGUCGAGGAAGUCGCCUCCGUCGUGAAGGUGUGCGAGGCCACGAUAAACAAAAGACUCUCGGAGAUGAAGGAGACAGCGAGUGCUAGCCUCUCCAUCCGGGAGUUCAACACGAUAUGGCUCGAGAAGGAGGAAGAUCCCCCGAUUGUGAAGAUGCGCGGGAAAGUGGCAGGGUCCAGUCCCAUCCCAGGAACCCCCAAGGGAAA